Molecule: messenger RNA, 2689 nt
Organism: Cynoglossus semilaevis (tongue sole)
Lineage: Eukaryota; Metazoa; Chordata; Actinopteri; Pleuronectiformes; Cynoglossidae
Gene: syngr1b
Product: synaptogyrin 1b
Exons: 4
Coding region: 616-1317 (233 amino acids)
Cellular component (GO): synaptic vesicle membrane; neuromuscular junction
Source: RefSeq, a predicted model, not a curated record
AAGCUGCAAUGACGUCACCUAAAACAUUACAAUUUGUGUCGCUUCAGCCUGCUAAUGUGCAUGUAACAAAACCCUGCUUUGUGCAACGGACUCCGUAUCGUCUCUUUGUCAUGCCUGUUGUUUGAACUCGGGGGAUAAAAAUCCCUCGUGGAAAAAAAUGUGAUGGCGCGUGACCACCUGUGAGCACAGGCGCGUGGCCGCCCCGUCACUUCAGCGUACACGCCCCCGUUGCGUGGUGAAUACGCCCGCGUGCGCGUGUAAGCGCCUGUCCUGAGGCGCGUACACAAGCACACCAUCAACACCGGCUCCUGCGCUCGGAGAGAGCAUCACCAAAACAUUAGCUCCUCUGCCCAGUCACCGAGGAGGACAGGGGGGGGGGAUUUUAGAGGUUAAAUUGGAAAAAGGGAAACAGAAGCCGUGCGUCAAGGAGCCGAGGAGAAGAAGGCAUCAACCUUCCUUAGAAGAAGCAGAGAUUAGAAGAGAAGAGGUCGCAGCAGGAGGCAGAUCCGGAGGAGUCGCUCUCCCAGCUUUACGUACACACACCCUGCGCCUCCGCUGCAGCGGGGAGGACAGGACAGGAGAGGAGAGGAGGACCAGAGGAAGAGGAGGAGGACCAUGGAGGGGAUGCAGGCAUAUGGGGCCGGGAAAGCCGGAGGAGCCUUCGACCCCGUCACCUUCAUCCAGCAACCUCAGACCAUCAUCCGCAUCGUGUCGUGGCUCUUCUCUAUUGUGAUUUUUGGCUGCAUCGCCAACGAGGGCUACAUCAAUAAACCCAGCGAGGUCGAGGUCUUCUGCAUCUUCAACCGCAACCAGAACGCCUGCAACUAUGGCGUCUUCAUGGGCUCCAUGGCGUUCCUGUGCUGCAUGGCCUUCCUGGCUCUGGACGUUUACUUCCCUCAGAUCAGCAGCGUCAAAGACCGCAAGAAGGCCGUGCUGGCCGACGUAGGGGUGUCGGCUUUCUGGUCAUUCAUGUGGUUCGUGGGUUUCUGCCUGUUGGCCAACCAGUGGCAGGUGUCGAACCUGGAGGACAACCCACUGAUGGAGGGGGCCGACGCUGCUCGGGCAGCCAUCACCUUCUCCUUCUUCUCCAUCUUCACCUGGGCGGGGCAGUCGUUCCUGGCCUUCCAGAAGUACAAGCUGGGGGCCGACUCCGCCCUUUUCUCCCAGGAGUACUUGGACCCCAGCCAGGAUGCAGCCAGUGCUCCCUACACCUCCUUCGGUGGGGACGACCUGGAGAGUCCAGGAGGCGGAGGAGGCCAGGCCAACAGUGACGCUGCCUUUGACGGCACAGGAGGCUACCAGCGGCAGGACUAUUAAACUGUACCAGGGUUAGGUGUUUAUGCAGUACCAGGGGAAAGUUGUCAAUGAUGUUGCCCGAUAUUUCUCAGUUAGAGAAUAUUCUUUUUUUUAUUAUUCUGCAUUUCUCUAUAAACUCAGCACUGAUCAGUAAUUCUGACCCACUGUUACAGAUAUUUAAUAUGAAAAGCAGUAUUGUUUACUUCACUCAAAGAAAUGUGUAGUUAUUUGUUUACUUUUCAAGUCAAUUUGUUUUGUUAUCAGACCUCAACACCAAACGAAAUGACAAAAUGCUGGGCAACGUUUUCAGGUUUUUUUUGGCAAAAAGAUGGAGGAAGAAAAAAAAAAUCAGGUUCGUCUUGUGUUCAUGUCAGAGAAAGUGUGUAACCGGGCGGAGAUUAUGAGAUGGCGGUGACCUUGGGUUUAAUAAGGAAAGAAAACAAACACAGCCAUGUGUCUUCCGGGACAGUCACACUGUAGCAGAUCGAUGCUCGUGACCGAAACACCUUCAUCGUCCGAGGUCCACAGGAAGUCAGUUACAUGGUCUCUGUUAAAUGAAACCCUCAGAAGAACCCGUGUGCGAGCACUGGUCUGCAGCGUAUUGAUUGCAAACAGAUAGAUGGCAGGUUUUCUGCCAAGUGUCCUCUCUUACUGUUGUUUUAAUUGAUGUGUGGAUGUCUGUGUUUUCCUGUUUUCCCAAAGAACACGCUCUUUUUUUUAUUUCUCAAUUGUUGCCUUAGUGCCGACUGCCAAGAGAAAACAACAACACAGGACGAAUUAUAAACUCAAUGCACAGGAUCUGAGUUCUCAUAUGACAACUCUGGGCUUGAUUAUUAUUCUUUAAGGUCCUUGUAGUACACGUGAUAUCCAAGCAUAUGACAACAUUGAAGAACAUUCCAGAAUAAACAGUCGAAAAUGGGAAGAGGCGACGCACUACGCUGGUGAAUUUUCAUUUGGUCUUUUUUUUUUUUUUUUCAUUUCACCGCAGCAAAUCAUCACAUGAGGCAACCGUGAACACUACGUACAAGUAUUGUAUGAAAAUGCUUUGCUCCAUUUUCCUGAAAGAUAGAGUAUACAUAUUAUGCUACAAAUAUCUGUAAAUCUGUAAUUCAGUAUAUAGUAGUGUUUAACAGAAGAUUACGGUUUAUUUUAGGGCUUUAUGCUUGUUCUGUAAAAAGAAAAAGAAAAAAAGGCAAAAGACAGAAAUUCUCCUGUUUGUAAUGUGUCGUUGUGAUAACAUUUAUGAUGAGGACAUCUGUACCUCAGUCUGUUUGUUGAUUUCAGAAUCAGGGGAUGUUUUUAUUUUGGAAUAAUAAUAUCUGCUACUUAAAAACACACCAACAAAAAAAAAUGUGACCAAAUUAUUGGAGUAUAAAUGCGAAUAUAUACUUUA